Vigna umbellata (rice bean) is the source of this 294-nucleotide messenger RNA. Lineage: Eukaryota; Viridiplantae; Streptophyta; Magnoliopsida; Fabales; Fabaceae. The record is from RefSeq and is a predicted model, not a curated record.
AUGUGCGACUUUGGGUGGAUGUCGAACAGGAUGGCUAAAGUUACCGAGGCAUAUGACCUUCCUGCCAGGAAAAUUAUCCACACUGUUGGACCAAAGUAUGCGAUUAAGUACCAUAAUGCUGCAGAAAAUGCUUUAAGUCAUUGCUAUCGUUCUUGCCUGGAGCUUCUUGUUGAAAAUGGACUUCAAAGCAUUGCUAUGGGUUGUAUUUAUACGGAGGCAAAGAACUAUCCCCGAGAACCAGCUGCACAUGUAGUUAUAAGAACUGUGCGACGAUUUCUUGAGAAGCAAUGUUAA